Molecule: messenger RNA, 2930 nt
Organism: Mya arenaria
Lineage: Eukaryota; Metazoa; Mollusca; Bivalvia; Myida; Myidae
Product: migration and invasion enhancer 1-like
Exons: 4
Coding region: 101-325 (74 amino acids)
Source: RefSeq, a predicted model, not a curated record
GCUGAAACGAGACUUACCAAAAACAAACAAAAUGGCGUCGGUUAAAGUUCAGGUUGAAUACUGUGGAAGCUGAGGUCACUUCCCUCGGUUUAGGCGUCUGAUGGAGGACAUCCUCUCAGAGUUGCCAGAAACCGAGGUGGUUGGAGAUGUCGGGAGAAACCAGUCAUUUGAGGACUCAAUUAAUGGACAGCUGGUGUUCUCAAAACUAAAGACAUAUGGGUUCCCCAAAGCACAAGAUAUUAUUAAGGAAAUUCAGCGGGCUUUACAAGGGGAGAAAUGUCAGGAAAUAACGGAUUCCGAGUCCCCCUGGUGUGUCUUACUCUAAUCCUGUGUGCCUACUACACAAACGCCUAGCCUGUAAUUAACAGAAACACAUGCACACUCAAAUAUACCAGUGGUUUAGAUGACAAACUACAAGGAGGAUGGUUGGACACAAACAACAAAAUCAGCAUUAAUUGUUUAUUAAAAUAUCAGUCAAGUAAAUUGAAGCAUGCUAAUGCAUGGGAAAAAGACAUAACAUGAAAAUACCUUUUUGAUGUUUUAAAUGACUUUUGAAUAAACCAGUGAUGUAAGAGGAAGUUUUAACAAAUGUAUGGAAUGUUGUGUACAGAAAUACUUUAUAACAUACAUUUGUACUUAUUUGAAUUACAUCAAAUUCCUGAUUAAUAUACAUCAGCAUGGGGACCUGUGUUUCCCACAUCAUUUGUGUGUUACUGUUGCCCGUAUCAUUCAAGCGCUCACCCUAAAGGUCAAGAUUACAAUUAUAAGCCAUUUGGUUCUCAUCAGACAAGACAAAAUCGGAGUCAUUUGACAAUAUCCUGUGACUGCCAUUGUCAAUUUUAUUUUUCACAAAUAGCAUUCAUUUUAGUACCACAUAAAUUGUGUUAAAUAACUGUUGUGUUCUUGAGAUGAUGUGUUUCUCCUUUUUACAGGCCUUGUAAAUGUGUAAGGGAUAUUUCAAAUCCAAAUUUUCAGUUAAAUACUAUACAAGCGCAUGAGGAAACUUAGCUAAACAAUUGAAGCUAUUUUUCUGAUUAAUAUUUUUGAUAAAUAUUUUUGAUGUUAGUAUUUGAGUGAUUGUCAGGGAUUCAAAUAUUUCCUUUUUUAAAGUAUUUUUAUUAUACAGAAGAUAUAUACGUUCAUGUUGCAAUUACAUUGUGUUGUUCAUAUACAUUCAAAUACAUGUAUAUAUUUUGUUUUCAAUAAUUAUACAUUGGUUUCAUACCUUAUUAUUGUAAAUUCCUUUUCUUUAUAGACCACCUUUUCUGGUUUGAUUCAAUAUUAAUAUAUUAUUUUUGAUAUUUGUAAUUAUGAUGUGUUUAAAAAUGAUGUAUAACUAUCAAAGUUGCAUUUAAUAAAUGUAUUAUGUAAGAAAAUCAAAUGUAAAGAGAAAAGAUUUAUGAUUUAUCAUUCUCAAACAUUUCUGUGCAAUUAAACGGGUUUCUGUUGAAACUUUCUACUUCAAGGAUUGUUUCUGUAGUUUUUCAUAUAAAUAUCAAGGUUUUUCAAAGAUCGAUUCAAUAUGAAAAAUAACUGUUUUGAUAAAUUACUGUAAUUGCCAAAUAUUUAAUCAGUAAAAGUGUACUUGCCGUUGAAGGGUCGGUCUCUCACAAAGGGUUCAUGUUGGCACGUUUUUCUAUUUCGAAAUCUGACCAUGCAUGUAUUAAGUUGUUUUAGAUAAUUUGUAAUGAUUUCCAAACCAACAUUCUUUUUUAGUGGUCUAUAUUAUAUUGUGUAAACUACAUGUUCCCUCAAAUGGGGUCAGUCACUAUUCAUAUUUACCGCAUCACCUGAUUAAAAUCAAUAACUGCUGACAGCUGAUUUUUUAAAUUAAAUGUUCAGGUAAACAUAAGAAAUGAUGCCUUCUAAUUGGACAAAUUAUAACGUUGACCACUUAUCAUGAACAAACACUUGCAUUUAGCAAUUUAGGCCUAAAAUUAGGCUAGCCUUCCCCGCAUUGUGCAAAACUAUGGAUUACAAAUAAACUUAUAAUUAUGUAUUCAAAAUUGUUUCAAACAUAUUUGAAAUAAUUAACGAUUUCUAGCUGAAAAGACAAGAUACUUAAAGUGACACUCUUAUUCAAAAUCAAUACAUACACAUGUAUAACAAACAAAAUUUUGAGUGACGAACCUUUAACUUCUUACUUAAAAAUGCAUUUAUGAUAAGUAUUUAUUACGGAUGGCCAGAUUGAAACUGUAUAUUAAAUAGAUUGGUACCCAAAAAUUUUAAAUGAUUAUUGAGUGCUAAAAUAUAUACAGUGUGAUCUGCUACCAUAUCAUAAGGUAGAAAUACUGUGUUUUCUGCACCAUUAUUUCAAAUUAACUCUGCAUCUUUCAUAACAAUCAUUGUUUUUGACGUGUAUUCAUCGUUAUUUUGUUUAUUAAAACAAUAUUAUUAAUCGUGGUAAAUGUCAUUUUUUCUCAACUUGAAUCAUUAUGAAAGAUGACAUAAUGUUCCAUGUUGUUGAAUGGUUAUAGUUAUGGAUUAUCCUUGCGAAAUUCGAAAUACUGUAGUUAACACAUUUCAUAUCAUGAUGCCUUAUGUGUAUUGAAAAUAAAACUGUAAGCAUUUAUUACUUUAUCUAUUACAUUUGUGUUGAACCAUCUACACUAUUUAUUAUUUAACGAUGCACUCAUAUUCUCCAAUAAGGAGUACCACAAUUAAUACGAGUUUUACCAAAAAGAUAUCGAAAACAAUAUAUAUUUUUUUUAUUUCUAUGUUAAAUUUGAAGGAAAGGUGCAUACAACUGGAUACAUAUACCUUAUAAUACGAUUGUUGAUCGCCGUUUUAUCUUUUAGGACCCACCAAUCAUUUGAAAUGUGUACAGUUUUAGAUACUAAGUACAUGGUUUCCAUCUUGUAUCAGUAAUUAAUAUUGUCCAUAAAUGCAAUAAAAAUGAUUCAGUAAGUAGUUACUGAAUUAUCACUCAA